AUGAAGGAGCUAAGGUGUCUAAACUGCGAUGAGUCGUUUGAGCGUGAACAAGGACAUCGCUGCUUAAAGAGCCGUUGGAUGCUGGAACCUGGUGAUGCAAACACAAUAUUGCAGGAUAUUGACGAUGAACUAGGUCUUGAUGAAAAUGAGUUUAUCUCUUUGGAUACCGAGCAAUUACCUGAAUUAUUAUCGGUCUGCGCUGAAAUAUUCAAUAGAAAUCAAGAACCGUACACAGAUUCCAGUUUAUAUCAACAAGUGACUCUUGGGGCUGAUCAACAUAGUCUUUCAAGCACGGUGUCAUUUUCCGAAAAAUCUGAGGCUUCUGAGAAAAGCUUCAGAAGUGACGACAAUGCAGUUCCCGGUCCUUCCCGAUUGCCCUUCAAUGACAGCAAUGGAAGUGUGUGUCAGGAAGAAUUUCAACCCAAACUAUUGAAAGCAGAGCCUGCUCGUGAAAAAGUGUUCACUUGCAACGAUUGCAAAAAGGUAUUCAAACGAAAAGACAGAUUGAGAAAGCAUUUGCUAAUCCAUUCGGGAGAAAAAAAACACAGAUGUAACGUUUGUGGAGAAUCGUUUCUGCGACAGCCUGAUUUAAAGAAGCACACAAGGAUUCAUACAGGAGAGAAACCGUUUUCUUGUUUGGAUUGCGGGAAGCGAUUCAAAAGAAGACAUCAUUUAAUGAGACACUCACUGGUUCAUACAGGUAAGAAACCGUUCACAUGCGAUGUUUGCGAUAAAAGCUUUACACAAAAAAGUAAUUUGAAGAAUCAUAUGAAUAUUCACAGAGAACGCAUCAUAAGUGACGACAAUGCAGUUCCCGGUCCUUCCCGAUUGCCCUUCAAUGACAGCAAUUUAAGUGUGUGUCAGGAAGACGUUCAACCCAAACUAUUGAAAUCAGAGCCUGCUCAUGAAAAAGUGUUCACUUGCAACGAUUGCAAAAAGGUAUUCAAACGAAAAGACAGUUUGAGAAAGCAUUUGCUAAUCCAUUCGGGAGAAAAAAAACACAGAUGUAACGUUUGUGAAAAAACGUUUCUGCGACAGGCUCAUUUAAAGAUGCACACAAGGAUUCAUACAGGAGAGAGACCGUUUUCUUGUUUGGAUUGCGGGAAACGAUUCAAAGGAAACCAUCAUUUACAGAGACACUCACUGGUUCAUACAGGUGAGAAGCCGUUCAAAUGCGAUGUUUGCGAUAAAAGCUAUAGACGAAAAAGUAAAUUGAAGAUUCAUAUGAAUAUUCACAGAGAACUCACCAUAAGUGACGUCCAUGCAGUUCCUGGUCCUUCCCGUUUGCCCUUCAAUGACAGCAAUGGAAGUGUGUGUCAGGAAGAAUUUCAACCCACACUAUUGAAAGCAGAGCCUGCUCAUGAAAAAGUGUUCAUUUGCAACGAUUGCCAAAAAGUAUACAAAGAUGAAUAUGAUUUAAAAAGUCAUAUGCUAAUCCAUGGGGGAGAAAAAAAACACAAAUGUGACGUUUGUGAAAAAUCCUUUCUGCGACAACUGGAUUUAAAGAAGCACACGAGGAUUUGUGGUAAAUAA
Argiope bruennichi is the source of this 1533-nucleotide messenger RNA. Its product is annotated as zinc finger protein 271-like. The record is from RefSeq and is a predicted model, not a curated record. Bases 1 to 1533 code for a protein of 510 amino acids. The transcript has a single exon. NCBI's taxonomy places the organism in Eukaryota, Metazoa, Arthropoda, Arachnida, Araneae, Araneidae.